Messenger RNA from Talaromyces marneffei, 240 nucleotides. RefSeq lists its product as uncharacterized. Bases 1 to 240 code for a protein of 79 amino acids. Gene Ontology annotation, biological process: cellular heat acclimation. The transcript has 3 exons. Gene Ontology annotation, molecular function: transcription corepressor activity. Gene Ontology annotation, cellular component: cytosol; nucleus. The record is from RefSeq and is a predicted model, not a curated record. Lineage: Eukaryota; Fungi; Ascomycota; Eurotiomycetes; Eurotiales; Trichocomaceae.
AUGUCGACGGAUAUCAAAGACUCGCCAUCAGGUGCUCAAAUACAGACACCAACAGAACCCUCCACAGGUGCACCCGAACUCGCCGCCGCUGUCGAUGAACUCCUCGACCAGCUGCAGCACAAAUUCGAUGGUGUAUCUACAGAGAUCUUUGGCAAGCUCGAUGAUAUGACUCGACGGCUGGAUGAGCUCGAGGCUUCGUUGGGCGAAGUCCAGGAGAAUGCGGGAGCGUCGAAACCGUGA